AUGGAGAAACCAACCUCAUCAGACCACGAUUCCACCUCCCAAGGCGAAACCCCAAAAAUCUCAGGACACGACCUUCACGAAACCGCUGCGAGGGGACAUUUAGCUACCGAUCAAUAUGGCCACGCCCUCAUAACCUUUGAUCCCAAAGCCGAAACGCGACUUCGAAGAAAAAUCGAUGUGUACAUUGUGCCCACGGUAGCACUGCUUUAUCUGUUUUGUUUUAUUGAUCGGGCGAAUAUUGGGAAUGCGAGACUCGCUGGUCUGGAAAGAGAUUUGAAGCUUGAAGGAUAUGAUUAUAAUGCCGUGCUCUCGGUGUUUUAUAUUUCGUAUAUUGUGUUUGAGAUUCCCUCGAAUAUCAUGUGUAAAUGGGUCGGACCAGGCUGGUUUAUCCCUACCAUCUCCCUCAUGUUUGGGAUCUGCUCGGUAGCGUGCGCGUUCGUGCACACCUACUCGCAAGUCUGCGGAGUGAGGUUUCUGCUAGGGAUGUUUGAAGCCGGCAUGCUUCCUGGAAUCGCAUACUACCUCUCACGAUGGUAUCGACGCAGCGAACUCACCUUCCGCCUCGCAUUAUACGUCGUUAUGGCUCCACUCGCAGGCGCAUUCGGCGGACUCCUCGCAUCCGGCAUCCUCUCGCUCGACCACUUCGGCAGCCUGCACAGCUGGCGUAUGAUUUUCGGCAUCGAAGGUGUCAUCACCAUCGGCCUCGCCCUCAUCGCCUUCUUCACCCUCACCGACCGUCCCGAAACCGCUCGUUGGCUAUCGGCAGAAGAGAAAGAGCUAGCGAUUGCAAGAGUCAAAUCAGAACGUGUAGCCACAACCGACGUCCUCGACCACAUCGACAACAAGAAAAUCUUCGCCGGGAUUUUCAACCCCGUCACUCUGACCACCGCCUUCAUCUUCCUCCUCGACAACAUCACAGUCCAAGGCCUCGCCUUCUUCGCCCCCACCAUCGUCCGCACAAUCUACCCCCACCAAUCCGUCGUCCACCAACAACUCCGCACCGUGCCCCCCUACGUCGUCGGAGCCUUCUCCACCCUCGUCGUCCCCUACAUCUCGUACAAAAUCGACCGCCGAACCAUCUUCAUGAUCGGAUCCGCCCCUCUCAUGAUGGCCGGCUACAUCAUGUUCCUCGCCAGCACCGAAGCCCGCGUCCGCUACGGCGCAACCUUCAUCAUCACCACGGGCGCCUUCACCUUCGGCUCCCUCUGCAACGCCCAAGUCUCCGCGAACGUCAUCUCCGACACCGCUCGUUCGUCGGCGAUCGGGACGAAUGUCAUGCUCGGAAACGUGGGCGGCUUGAUCGCCACGUGGAGUUUCCUGCCGACUGAUGCUCCCGAUUAUCAUAUUGGGAAUGGUCUGAAUUUGGGGACGAGUUCGACGAUUCUGUGUGUGACGGUUGCGCUUUUCUUUUGGGUCGCUUUUGAUAAUCGGAAGAGGGAGGGGAAGGAUGUGGAUGCGGAGUUGGCGGGGUUGCAGCAGAAGGAGAUUGAGGAUUUGGAUUGGAGGCAUCCGGCUUUUAGGUGGAGGCGUUGA
Molecule: messenger RNA, 1533 nt
Organism: Pseudocercospora fijiensis CIRAD86
Lineage: Eukaryota; Fungi; Ascomycota; Dothideomycetes; Mycosphaerellales; Mycosphaerellaceae
Exons: 4
Coding region: 1-1533 (510 amino acids)
Biological process (GO): transmembrane transport
Cellular component (GO): membrane
Molecular function (GO): transmembrane transporter activity
Source: RefSeq, a predicted model, not a curated record